Molecule: messenger RNA, 2343 nt
Organism: Phyllopteryx taeniolatus (common seadragon)
Lineage: Eukaryota; Metazoa; Chordata; Actinopteri; Syngnathiformes; Syngnathidae
Product: SWI/SNF-related matrix-associated actin-dependent regulator of chromatin subfamily B member 1-like
Exons: 9
Coding region: 129-1235 (368 amino acids)
Biological process (GO): chromatin remodeling; regulation of transcription by RNA polymerase II
Cellular component (GO): nuclear chromosome; nucleus
Molecular function (GO): transcription coregulator activity
Source: RefSeq, a predicted model, not a curated record
GAGGAGAAGAAGAAGAAGAAGAAGAAGAAGAAGAAGAAGAAGAAGAAGAAGAAGAAGAAGAAGAAGAAGAAGAAGAAGAAGAGGCUUAUUUUAAAAUCCACAGACAAAUAAAUAACUACAAUACAGCGAUGCAGUUGGCUCUAAGUAAAACAUUUGGUCAGAAGCCAGUUAAAUUUCAGUUAGAACAAGAUGGGGAUUUUUUCAUGGUCGGUUCAGAGGUAGGAAACUAUCUGCGAAUGUUUCGAGGCUCUUUAUACAAAAGAUAUCCAUCUUUAUGGAGGAGGCUCGCUUCAGUGGAGGAGAGAAAGAAAAUUGUAGCGUCAUCACAUGCCACCAGUGUGACUCUGCUGAAGGCUUCUGAGUGUGAGGAGAUCUUUGAAGGUAAUGAUGACAAAUACAAGGCAGUGUCUAUCAGCACAGAGCCACCGGCGUACCUCAGGGAGCAGAAAACCAAAAGAAGCAGUCAAUGGGUCCCAACGCUGCCCAACAGCUCCCACCAUUUAGAUGCAGUGCCUUGUUCCACGACCAUCAACCGCAACCGAAUGGGUCGGGACAAGAAGAGGACCUUCCCACUGUGCUUUGAUGAUCAUGAUCCUGCUGUGAUCCAUGAGAAUGCUGCCCAAGUAGAGGUGCUGGUUCCUAUUCGUCUUGACAUGGAGAUAGAUGGGCAAAAACUCAGAGAUGCUUUCACAUGGAAUAUGAAUGAAAAACUGAUGACCCCAGAGAUGUUUGCAGAAAUUCUGUGUGAUGACUUGGACCUGAAUCCUCUGACCUUCGUCCCUGCCAUCACCUCAGCCAUACGCCAGCAGAUUGAGUCAUACCCCACUGACAGCAUUUUAGAGGAGCAGGCAGACCAGAGAGUCAUAAUCAAGCUCAACAUCCAUGUGGGAAACAUCUCACUUGUGGACCAGUUUGAAUGGGACAUGUCAGAACAUGAGAACUCUCCUGAGUCCUUUGCUCUGAAGCUGUGUUCUGAAUUGGGUCUUGGGGGGGAAUUUGUGACCACUAUUGCCUACAGCAUUCGAGGACAGCUCAGCUGGCACCAGAGAACAUACGCCUUCAGUGAGAACCCUCUGCCAACAGUAGAGAUUGCCAUUCGUAACACAGGUGAUGCAGACCAGUGGUGUCCCCUGUUGGAGACACUCACAGAUGCAGAAAUGGAAAAGAAGAUCCGAGACCAAGACAGGAACACGAGACGUAUGAGACGACUGGCCAACACCGCUCCAUCCUGGUAGAACGAAGUCUGAAGCUACACUGAAGAUCUGUCCUACAAGACGUCCUCCGGAGGGCAAGGAAUGAUUGAGAAUGCUCACGCAAAUGCAUGGAUGCACAUCGUAAAUAUGUUGAUAUGUAGUCAGCGCGCACGCAGAUUUUGGAACAAAGCACAUGUGACCACCUCUGAAAAGCCAAUCAAUCCCACCGGAGAUUUUAGGAUCAAACGUGACAGUUAUGCAGCAACAAAGACGUCGGUUGUCUUCGAUUCAACCUUGACUACCAUCGCUCAAACAUUUUUUCAUUAUUCUACAUAUUUUAAUAAUGGGCACGCCCGCGACCCUAGUGAGGUUAAGCGGUACAGAAAAUGGAUGGAUGUGUAUAAAAUGUUUCAGAGGUCGUCUGAAGCUACAUCUAAUGAUCUGUCCUUCAAUACAUUAUUGAGGAUCCUCACACAUGCAUGGAUAACACCAAUAAUAAAUAAAAUAAAAUUAAUAUGUAGUCAGGGUGACCGAUGCUCCCUCUCGUCAACUAGUAUUAUGCACGCAUGUAUUUCUCUACUCAUAGAUGGGAAUCUUUCACAAACUAGUUUAAAAAAAACAAAUAAUAAUAAUAAUCUGUAAUUCCUUACCAAUACCUAAAGCCUUCACUUUCACAUUGACGGUUUUAGUUAUCACAUGUUUGUAUUGGCUUAUACAUGAGUGCUUGGAGCUGGGGUACCAGAUACACUGUUAUAUUGUCAAUGAUAGGAUUCAGCAAAUACCACAAAAUGUGGGAAGAAUGUCUGGAAAGUCGGAAUAAGCGGCUCAUUCUUCUUGAUGGAGUUUUUCAAAGGGCCGAAACGAGGAGGAGGAGGAGGAUAUGCGUGUCGAUGCCAGCUCGGCUCAAGACGUGUUUAUACGUAGAGGCCGAUAGAGAUCAAUAGACUUUGAACACACACUUCAUACUGUACGUGAUGCAUUACACGGGAAAAUGAUUGUUUUUGACAUUGGCCCUGAGGUCGAGGACUAUGGCGUCUUAAAAGUGUCGUGUGCCAUGUUGUUCUGACAAAUUUUUUUCUACUUGUAACACUGUCAUAGUCUGUUCUCUUUGUUUUGUAUUGAACAUAAUAAAGGAAAUUGCCCAAAUGUA